Larimichthys crocea (large yellow croaker) is the source of this 3213-nucleotide messenger RNA. Its product is annotated as para-nitrobenzyl esterase. The record is from RefSeq and is a predicted model, not a curated record. Lineage: Eukaryota; Metazoa; Chordata; Actinopteri; Sciaenidae. The coding region runs from base 379 to 2163 and encodes 594 amino acids. The transcript is spliced from 11 exons.
GUUUAUGUUUGUUAAUCUCUGCUCUGGGAUCUGUUGUCUGAUCAAAACUUUAAUUAUUCAGAGUGACUGUGCACCUAUUUUCCUUUUUUAAACAAUAAUGGUGGCAGAUCACAGAGCUCGUCACGGACUGUCUCACGUGUUUGCAGCUGCUUUAAAGAGACUUAAUGAAUCUGUUUGGUUUGUUGUGUUUCAGCCUCACAUCAGGAGACAGAAAUAGAAACUUUGUUGUCAGCGCCUUGGCGUGUUUUUGGUUCGUUUGAUUUUGGAGUGAUUUCAGCGGUUUGCAUCAGAGAAACGCUGCUGCUGCUAAACACAUCGUUUACGAGGAAUGGAAGAAAAUGUAUUUACAGUCACGACAGCGACUCUGUGAGAGUGAAGAUGAAUGAGGAUGCGUUCGAGGUCCCGGAGCGGAACGAGUACCGUUACCUGGUCCAGGAGGAGGAGGAGGACGAGGUCCAGUACGUCCGUCACAGACACUACAUCAACCCGCUGCUGGUUCUGUCCCGGCGCUGCAUCUUCCUCAUCUGCCUCGGCGUGCUCGCUCUGCUCUCUCUCGCCGCCUACCUCGGCUACAUCGCCCAGACGCUGCCGCCGGGCCUCGCCGUGGUGACGACGCGCUGUGGGGAGUUUAGAGGACGACACAAAAAUGGUGCAUACUCCUUUAAAGGCAUGCGCUACGCCGCUCCGCCCAUCGGAAACUUGCGCUGGGCUCCUCCGGCUGAGCCGCUGUGCAGGAAUGUGGCGUCCGACGCCGGGCGCCUCCGCAGCGCGUGUCCUCAGGUUCGACUGCCGUGGAGCUCGGGGAAGAUGAGUGACCAGGAGGACUGCCUCUUCAUCAACGUGUGGACACCCACGCUGCAGCCCAACGCCAAGCUGCCCGUCAUGGUGUGGAUCCACGGAGGCUUCCUGGACACCCUCAGUGGAGGAGAGCCAGGCUACUCGCCCACGGAGAAGCUCGCCGCUGACACAGGAGUGGUUUACGUCAGCUUCAACUACAGACUGAACGUCUUCGGCUUCCUGGCGUUGGAGAUGCUGAGAGAAGGUUCUCCAAAGAACACCUCAGGGAACUACGGCUUCAUGGACCAGAUCGAAGCCCUGAAGUGGGUCCAGAUGAACAUCCACGUGUUCGGAGGAGAUCCUGGGAAAGUCACAAUAUUUGGAGGUGGGACCUCCGUGUGGACGCUGAUGAUGUCUCCGCUGGCGAAGGGUUUGUUCUGGGCGGCGGUGGACAUGAGCGGCUCGUACGUCUACAACACGACGCUGGAACAGGCCGAGUCCGACAACCGAAACCUGGAGUUCCUGAAGAAGACGGGCUGCAGAGACCUGGCCUGCCUCAGACGCCUGACUGUCAGGCAGAUCUUGCAAGCCAUCCCGUGGCAGCAGUACCCGUCCUGGGCAGCAGCUGAGGUGUCGGACCUCCCUGUUAAAGGUCGCUUCAUUGGCCCGAUGGCGGUGGUGGACGGAUACGUCCUGGAAGCUCCACCUUUGGAGGUGUGGGAGAAGAAAGGAGGCCACAGUGACGUCCCUUUUGUCAUCGGGACGAUGGAGCAGGAAGUGGACUUCAGCCCGCCGGCUGAAAACAUCUCCAUGUGGAACUGGGAGGACUACAGGUGGUUUGUAAAUGAAAAACUGAAGUCCUUCAGUGGGAAUCUCUCCUCAGCGGCGUUGGACUUGUAUCCGAGCUCUGCCCACUGCCCCACCAAAGACCGCUGUCCGGAGAGGGCCUACACCACCAUGGUGUCCGACAUCAGGGUCACCUGUCCCAACAACGAGCUCGCCCUGAGGGCUGCAGCCGCCCUGAACAGUCCCGUGUAUCGAUACGUGGUCACGUACACGCCGUCACGACCCGUCAACACGUCCAGCAGUCUGCUGCCGUUCGCCAGCCGCUUCGCCUUUCACCGCCUCGACGCCAUGUCAUUCUUCGGAGCGCUGGAGUCCGUCCUCGGGAAGCCACCCUCCGAUACCGACGUGAAGUUCCAGGAUCUGAUCAGACGGCACCUCGUCAGCUUCGCCACAACAGGUAAGAUGGCAGAUGAAUGGCCAAAGUACCCAGCAGCCACUGCUCUCCUGUCCAACAACCUGUCGAUAGCGGAGAGCUACUCGGCUGAGAAGUGUCGGCUGUGGAAGGAGAACGGGCUUUUCGCCUACGCCUGGACGAACUGACCACGAGCACAGAGGUGAUGUCACGUCCUGCAGCAGCCAGAUAACUGGCGACUGAAGUGAUGGUUUGAGUUAAGUUCAUCGCCCUGAAGUCAGAUCUGUGUUCAACCCUCCAAACAAGACAAUCAGCAGCUUUAUCUUAAAAACAGAAACUGACAGUCACGAGUUGUUUUCAUUUGAAAAACACAACUUCCUCUUCAAAUUGACACCAAAUGCUGCACUAUCCGAGAAUAAAACACGUUCUCUUCACACUCUCUUCAGCUUCAGACGACUGGAGGGAAGUGACCCUUUAACUGAGUCUGCAGUCAAAGAUAUUCAGCGUCAGGUCAGUGUGAAGUGUGAGGAAAGUUACCGUCCAGAAUAUUUAAGAGUCUGUCUUUGACCCGACUGUCAGAGAGUCUGAGCAUGUUUUUAAAAAUCAGAAAGGAGCCGUCAGAGCUCUGCAAACCCACCGAUGAAGAAGUAAACUUAGAAAGUAACUUUUUAAAAAGUUCAGACGGAGGCUCGGCUUCAGGGAUUCACAAACUUUUUAAAGUCAGGAACCUCCGCAGCUUAGAAAAAUAUUACCACAGACAGACGAACCUGUUUGACCCCCUGAAGUUCCUGUUAAGUACAAUCCGCCUUGUAUUAAAUCAACUCUUCUUCACAGCAAACACGAAUAAACAUUAAUCUUCAAAUCACUCGUCAUUUAUCCGCCUUCACGCUUCAGGAUCCUCGAUGCGCUGCCGUCACUUUCUGCGGGAGCUCUUAAAAAGGAAUUGGACACUCUGAAUUCAGGGGACGCUUGUUUUAUGAACCUGUGGAGUCCUGCUGUUUGCACUGAUUCUUAACCACGAAGCUCGGCCACAAAGUCUGUGCACUCUUCCUGUCAACGUGCGACACGUGUGUUUCAUGACGUGUUUUUUCAUUCCAGGUGUUGAUGAAUCUGUUUUUCACAUUUACACUUUGACUCUGUCUUUGUAAACAGUAAUUAAGCUUCAUUUGUAUUAAUUAAUUUGUGGCAUGUGAAAUGUGAUCACUCUUUCAUACGCUCAAUAAAUGACACCACACGAA